UACUAAAGAAGGAGGUUUUAUUGAAGCAAAAGACUCAGAGUGAAGAGGGGUCUCUUUGCUUUUCAAUAAUAUUCCUCCUUCAAACAUUUUUCCUCAGAUGCUGUCUGUAGCUUUAAGAAGAAGCGCCAUUGCGUCACAGGGGGUUUUCCUUUGGGCACGUGGUUCUCAAAGAUGUUGGACAUCAGCCCUGGAGGGAGCCUCAGUCUCGUCCAGCUCCUUACUGAAUGAUUCUGGACAAGUAAAACCUUAUUUUAAUGGACUCUGCCAAAGGCAUCAUAGUAACUUUAUGUUCUCUUCAAUGAGAAAUCAAUAUUUCCACUCCUCCUCUGUGAGGCUGAAGAAACGAGCACAGCCUGAACCUCCUCCAAGAGAGCUAGACCUGGUGCGGUAUGACAUGAAGCACCUGUGGAAAGGUCCUAAACCAGCUCUUUUUCUGGGCUUCGCUGGGCUUAUCCCCUUCAUCUCUCCAACUCUGCUCAUGGCUGUAACUGAGACCUAUUACCCAGAGCUGGCCUACGGGCAGGUAGCCUACGGCGCUUCCAUCCUCUCCUUCCUGGGCGGAGCGCGGUGGGGGUUUGCCCUACCCGAAAGCAGCCCAGCCAAACCUGAUUGGAUAAACCUGGCCAACAGUGUGGUUCCCUCGCUGUUAGCCUGGGUGGCCAUGCUGAUGACUGACAACAUUGUUCCAGCAGCAACUAUGGUCAUCAUGGGACUUGGAGUUUCUCUGCACUAUGACUUGUCUCUGCUCCCUACCUAUCCCAGCUGGUUCAAGGCUUUGCGCACCGUCCUGACUGUCGUGGCAUUUUUUUCUCUGCUUGGCACUCUCUUAAUGAAUGGUCUCUUUCCUGAGAAAAGUUUAUUCUGAGGAUAAUUGUUUAAGCAUAAACUAAACUGUAUGCUGAAUUGUGUAUGGUUAUGUUUUGGAUUUUAUUCCUCCGUUUAUUUCUGCAGAUGAAAAAUACAAAAUAGUAUCAUUUCAAUCGCAGUUCUUGGUUUGAUUCUACUUUUGUUGUAAUGCAGGUUAAUCCAGGUUGAAUAAAUAUUUCAGGAGUUCUGUUUGAAGAAAGCCCUCACGCAUUUGAACAAAUGUAAUCAGUUUUAUCUUCUGCCACUAGGUGGCACUGAAGUUUCAAACUGAAUUCACCAUAAUGGGUCUUGGCAUUGAAUAAAAACAAAUCAACACUGAUAUUUGUGUGAUUUAAAUAUGUCUAGACCUUAAAGAAAAUACAUUUGCGUAUAUCUUUAUUAGUACAGAGAUCUGAGACAAUCCAAAGGGUAAUUUAGACUUUUUAUCUCUGAAAACAAACUUAAAAAGCAACAAAAACAAGUAUUUUUUUUACACAAAUUAACAGAAUAGAAUCAGGAGC
Molecule: messenger RNA, 1367 nt
Organism: Cyprinodon variegatus (sheepshead minnow)
Lineage: Eukaryota; Metazoa; Chordata; Actinopteri; Cyprinodontiformes; Cyprinodontidae
Product: transmembrane protein 69-like
Exons: 2
Coding region: 98-865 (255 amino acids)
Source: RefSeq, a predicted model, not a curated record